This is a messenger RNA of Bathycoccus prasinos, 447 nucleotides long. RefSeq names its product peptidyl-prolyl cis-trans isomerase-like 1. Gene Ontology annotation, biological process: protein peptidyl-prolyl isomerization. Gene Ontology annotation, cellular component: catalytic step 2 spliceosome. The record is from RefSeq and is a predicted model, not a curated record. Gene Ontology annotation, molecular function: peptidyl-prolyl cis-trans isomerase activity. The transcript has a single exon. The coding region runs from base 1 to 447 and encodes 148 amino acids. NCBI's taxonomy places the organism in Eukaryota, Viridiplantae, Chlorophyta, Mamiellophyceae, Mamiellales, Bathycoccaceae.
AUGCCGUUGUUUAUUGUUCUUCUUGGAAACUUCUUGUUUGGUCGAGAGUGUAGAGCGCAUCUCUUCGUUUUUAUUUUCUGCUGCAACGUUUGGCGGCGACGUUUCGAGUCGCGCUUUUGCUUUUCGAGAGACUGGCGUUUAAUACUUACCGAGCUUUUACUCCUUCUUUCUACUUUAUGCGCACAAAACAGAGAUUUGAAACACGUCGGCGCUGGGAUUUUGUCCAUGGCGAAUAGCGGGAAAGAUACGAAUGGGAGUCAGUUCUUUAUUACUUUAGCGCCUACGCCGUGGUUGGACGGUAAGCACACGAUAUUCGGGAGGGUGAGUAAACACAUACAGACGUUAGAAAAGAUCGGGUUAGUAAAAGUCGGGAAGAACGAUAGACCGGUGGAGGAGGUGAAGAUUUUGAGCGCAGAGGUGGACGAUCACGGAAUCAAAUGGUAUUAG